CUUGAUUGUCUCUACCUAUCCACCUGUUCUCGCUGCUUGACCAACCCUAUGAGCCCCCUUAGCCCUCACACACAUGAUCCGUCGAGAUUUGCAGCGUGCGCGCCGGACAGUCAAAUCCCGUGCUGGAUGUGCACGGUGCAAGCAACGUCGAAUCAAAUGCGACGAGGGAAGGCCUUCUUGUCUGGCGUGCUCCAGCAGGGGAUAUGAUUGCCCGGGAUACCAGAAGGCCGUCAAAUGGUUGGCGAAGUAUGAAUUACGCGAGUCGAAUUCCUAUGCGCUGAGCGUGCAUCCGUCGGCAAAUGGCCCCGGAACUGGACCCUCUAUGAGCUGGUUUCUGGAGCCUGCAGAGAAACUGCGUACCGCUCUGCAAAGCCAUCCUCCGCCCGUGCUGAACCAAACCUCAUCUAGUGAAAGCCCCUCUGCUCGUCAUGUUCAUGGGGAGUGCGACUAUUCAUCUGCGGGCCAGCUAUACCUUGAUAUCUCUGAGGGACUGCGGGAACGGCCGAACAGCCAGGUUCCUGGCGGCCACGAUGCCCACAACCAAUUCGACGGAGAUGACUACACGUGUGUCUUGGAUAACUCCUUGCCAGGCCAGAGCUUAGAUUUCACCCCACGUCAUAUCUGCUGUGGCAAUGGGGAUGCGCGAGGAGAUAAUGAAAUCGAUUUGCCUGAUCCCUGCCCUCUAGCAGACACCUGCACGAUAUUACGGGCAUAUUAUCUUUAUCACACAUGUCGUAUCCUCUCCGGGUUUGACUCGCCUACAAACCCUUUGCGCGAGUGGGCUUCCAAGCUCUCAACACAAAAUGAAGUGGUCCAUUCCUGCGUCCUGUCAAUAUCGGCCGCCCAUAUUUCACAGCAGGGGCACGGAACCAGUACACUGGCAUUGGGCCAUCACACGCGUGCACUCUCGAGCCUCGCGACCUCGGUAGCGAGCUUAGAUGGUGCGCUGCUCGAGUCAACUGUACCGGAUACUGAGAGGAAGUCAGUCGCAAGAAGGAGUGAAUCCAUGACUGCAUUGCUCUUUGGUAUUACCAUAUUCGGCAUGACGGCGUCUUGGCAUGAUUCCUCGUCGCUUGGAAUCCAACACCUGCAGGCGGCACGGGCGAUCUUCCGAGCAUUAUACUCACACUCAGGCCUAUGCCUCGGGGUCAGCGCACGAGGGCUUGGCGUCCUCCACGACUCUUCGAUCCCAGCCCAUCCACUCCCCGCGCAUGCUAGCGGUGCGGCUGCUCCGCAGCACUUCUUCGUCGGCGCGUUGGCCUAUUGGGAAGCCCUGACAUCGUUCGUCGUGGACCAAGAAGACCUCGAGGGGGCCGAGUACCUACUCGCCUCUCGGCCGCGUGUGAGCCAUCAAGGUGCAACUCGAGGGAUGCUUAAAGAUCCCCAUCCUUGGAGCGGAAUCUCGCCGGAGCUGUUUAUUUACCUCUCCGAAAUCGGUGCGAUCGCCAGACGAUUUCAUUAUCUCCGCAGGGAUCGGUCAACCUAUAUGGCAGCACGCGGAGGAGGCUCGGCUGCGUUCCAACUUCAGGCGCAGCGUAAUGAUCUGCGCUCACAUGCCGGGCGACUCAAAGUAUUGGUAUCGCAGUACCGGGUUCCACCUCCUGAAGCUGUGCGGGGAACCGGUGACGCACUUGCGCCCGCCGCCCAUUUCCGCACCCUGGCGAGAGUGUACCAGCUUUCAGCCCUGUUGGAACUCUAUAGAAUGUUCCCUGAGUUGGAGCAGCAGGAUGAUCCUGCGUCUGGGCCGUGGCUGUCUCCGCAUGAGGCUGCCUUGGAGGAGGGUGUGAAUCACGAGCACCGACGAAGACAAUUGCAUGCGCGGGCGGUUGGCAUUCUGUCGUUGAUUGCCUCUAUCCCCGAGACCUCGAGCACGCGGGCAACUCAGAUGCUGGCUCUCGUCAUUGCUGGGAGCACCCUGCAGCCGUUGCCGGUCAAUGAUGGCGUGGACCUAUUGUCUUCAGGGAGAACGUCAGGAGCUGGUGCAGGAGGAGCUAUCACGCCACCGUCUUACGCUACUCCGACUACUAUGGGUAGUACUGCACAAGCGGACAUCCAACAUUGGCGAGCGUUUGUGGCCGAUCGGCUUCGGAAUCUAGCUUGCUACGUCGGCCUGGCGACCGUGCAACAGGCAGCCAGAAUCGUGGAAGAAUCCUGGGCUCGAGCAGACCGCCAGGCGGCCGUAGGGUUGGUCGGGCACGGGGCGGCGCGAGUCAUGUCUCAGCGGGGUCUGGUUGUACAUUGGAUCGACGUGAUGAUCGAGUGUGGGCUGGAGACUAUCUUGGGCUAGAAGUCAAAUUGCGAUUCGGAGGUGACACACCUCGUUGGUAGGGAGGGUUACGUUGCCCAUCCUCCUCGCAGGCUAAUGCUUCAGGAUUGAAACUUGCUCACUGUGUUUUGAUGGGAUUCGUGGAAGGUUUCAUUUCACUUCUCACAAUUAAGCUCAAGAACCGCAGCGAACAAU
Aspergillus fijiensis CBS 313.89 is the source of this 2461-nucleotide messenger RNA. Its product is annotated as Zn(II)2Cys6 transcription factor. Gene Ontology annotation, cellular component: nucleus. The coding region runs from base 74 to 2287 and encodes 737 amino acids. Gene Ontology annotation, biological process: positive regulation of transcription by RNA polymerase II. Gene Ontology annotation, molecular function: DNA-binding transcription factor activity, RNA polymerase II-specific; transcription cis-regulatory region binding; zinc ion binding. The transcript is spliced from 4 exons. The record is from RefSeq and is a predicted model, not a curated record. NCBI's taxonomy places the organism in Eukaryota, Fungi, Ascomycota, Eurotiomycetes, Eurotiales, Aspergillaceae.